Phlebotomus argentipes is the source of this 5456-nucleotide messenger RNA. RefSeq lists its product as uncharacterized. Lineage: Eukaryota; Metazoa; Arthropoda; Insecta; Diptera; Psychodidae. The record is from RefSeq and is a predicted model, not a curated record. Gene Ontology annotation, molecular function: zinc ion binding. Bases 131 to 5296 code for a protein of 1721 amino acids. The transcript has 11 exons.
GUGAGUUUCAGGCUCUCUCUAUUAUCGUGAAAAAUCAGUGAAUAUUGAAGGUAAGAACUCAUUUUCCGUGUGCAAGAGCGAGAGAAAGUAUCAGUUCUGCGAAUGCCAUUGAAGGAUUGGAGAGGAAGCGAUGGAGAAUUCCAAUGACUCUAUUGCCUCCGCGGCUAUCCUUUCUGGCUCGGACAGCAACAUUAAGGUGGCACGUAUGCUGCCGAGGUGCCAAAUUUGUCAGCAGACCUACAGCUUCCCCGGCAGCUCUGAGCGAUACAAUCAGCGAUUGCCAGUGUUGCUAUUGUGUAACCACACAAUUUGCGAGACAUGUCUGUGUCAGGCAAAACCGAAUCGCUUCAUGAAGUGCCCAACUUGCGAUGCAAUCAUUCCCCUAAACAAGAAGAAGACCAGCGAUCAAUUCGAGUGCAACUUCUACAUUCUGGGACUGGUGAAGCAUGUUACACAGUUUGGUGACAAUGCGAACACCAUUCACGCCCCUUCGGCGUCCAGUUCGCUCUGUGGUGAGUGCUCAAAUCCCGUGGCAGAUCGCAGAUGCCUCCAAUGCGACUCCCUGUACUGUCAUGAGUGCUUCAAGAAGAUUCACCACUUCUCCAAAGUGCUCAGAUCCCAUCAGACGCUCGAACUCGUCACCACCACUAAAGUGUUCCAGCACAUUCCGGGGCCCUGCGAUUGUGCGCCCGGGCAGCAAGUUAACUUCUACUGCGAGACCUGCAACAAGGCUAUUUGCAGUGAAUGCAAAUGCCAUUCCCACCUCCUUCACGAUAUCAAGCAUCUCUACGAGAGGAACGUUAACACGCUGAAGGAAAUCCCCGCGUACAUUGCACUGCUGAAUCAGCUUGAGCAGCUCAACGAAUUGUCCAUCAAGACAUGCGACUCGACACUGCAGACGGAAAAGGUGUACGCCCAAAAGGCUAUUGAUGACAUUUCCAACUACUUCAUCGAUAUGCACAGCUCGCUGCAGGUUGCAGAGCAGAGACUGGUGAAAAUAGUGAAGGAUCAUUACAGGGACAACCACAUGAAGAUACAGAUGUGUCAGGAGAAUCUCAAGACGAACAAGGGUCAGAUUGAGGCCUACAUGGACAAGUUGAAGCACUACUCUCGAAGUGCACCGUAUAAUCUGGAUCUGGAGAGUCUCUUGCAACAGAUCAGUGUGUUUACCAAGGAAUUGCCGUGCGACUUGACCGUUUUCCAAUCAUCUCAUAACCCCAUUACAUUCGAGAGACCAAUGGAACCGCUACGAGGCUUGAUGGAAUGCAUUCGUGUGCAGUGGAAUGAAGAGAUUUUGUUGACAUUGGGACGAUGUGAGAAUAUAUCCUCACCACCUCAUUUUCUGCCCAGUUCCAACACCUCAAUGAUGGAACAGACGAACAUGUACAGAAGUCCCAUUGUUCAUUCUCAGGGAAACUCCAAGAUUUCUCCAGUUUUGUCCCCAGUGCUUCAAGUGGACAAGAAGUUGAAGCUGAACGAAGAACUUCGUACAAAUUCACCACGUGAAUCACCACAACUGAAUCGUAUUGUGGAACAGAUGGAUAUUGAUCAGCCAAAUGAGAAGCAUCGAAAGCACUCUGGUGACCGAAAGAAGUCCAGAGAUGCAAAGUCUUCUCGAGUACAAAAGGUCAUUCCGAAGAUAAGUCUUUUGCCAAAGAUUGAAACAACGACGGGAUAUGUGAGUCAUAUCAAGAAUCCCCAGGAGAUCUACAUUCAGGACAUUAGCUUUGUCACGAAUCUCGACCAUUUCAUUGGAAUGUGCAACGAUGUGGCGAAGAAUCAGGUGAAGCCAGAGGACAUUGUUACGGAUGAGAUGUAUCUCAUGAAUGACUCGGAGGCGACAAAUCCAGCCAAGUGGUAUCGGGCUGUGGUGAAGGGACGCAGCGAGAAGAGGACAUACGACGUGCAGUUGAUUGAUUUUGGAAAUACGAAGAGUGUGGACAAGAGUAAGAUUCGCACAUGUCCGGAUGUGCUGAAGAAUCAACCACGCGGAGCUGCUCACUGUUGUCUGUACAAUUUGCAUCCGCGCCAUGGAAAGUGGACGGACGAGGUGAAUUGUCUGAUCACUGAAAUGGUGAUGUCGGAGAGUGUCAUGAAGAUGACACUGGGUAUUCAGAGUGAGAUUCACGUGGUGGAUUUGGUUGUGAUGAAGAAUCUCAAGCCAUUGUCAAUUCGUGACACGCUGCUCAGUGUCAAUCUGGCUCGUGAAAUCCCGUCAAUGGAUCCGCAGAUGACUCAGCUGAUAAACGAGCUGAGGACGAAUAUUCAACGAGGACAAAAUGCCAGACCCAAGUUCUUCGCGCCUUCGGCCACUGUGGGAAUAUACUUCUCGCCCAAAGUCAUCCAUGUGGAGUCACCGAUGGAAUUUUAUGUAAUGAAGCACACGGAUAUCCAUCUGUAUGAGCAGCAGAAGCUAGCAAUGGACCACUACUAUGAGAAUCAGACUCGAGAGCGUAUCUAUGCACCAGAGAUUGGCGCGCCAGUGGCCAUUUCCAUCAACGAUCACUGGUUCCGUGGUGAGGUGACGGAGGUGAGAGGGCCGCUUCAGGUGGAGGUGCAGCUGGUGGAUGUUGGCACGAAGCACUUGGUGAACUUAAGGAGUCUCAGGAUGCUCAUUUCUGACUUCUUGAAGAAUCUCCCCAAGGGUGUGAUUGCAUGCUCUCUUGCUCACAUCUCACUUUGUUCUCGCUAUGAAUAUCAGUGGCCAGCGGAAGCUACUGAGAAAUUCUCUGCUUUGAUUGCCAGCGACAAUAUUGAACUGUUUGUCCACAGUGAGAACUCCAAUCGAAAGGACAUGUACAAUGUGACCUUGUACAGUGUGCGCAAAGACAAGAACAUUUGCAUCAAUGCUCAACUUGUUCAGAUGGAGUAUGCUAUUUCCACGGGAUCGGAAAGUGUUCAGGUUGAGUUUGAGAAAGUCACUGAUGAUGAUAGUGAGAUUGAACCGACCUCAUCACAUGGAGACGGCAAGAACAAAUCUGUGGAAAAUGCGAAGAAAUCUCAUCGUUUAAAUGCAAGGAUCCUCAAUGUUAUCUCUCCUGAGGAAUUCUAUGUGCUCAAUUUGACGUACAUGGCGGGAUUUGAUCGGGUUCAGCAGAUCAUUGAGAAGCAGAUGACUGGAUAUGUGUGUCCAGAGAAAAUGCUGACGUGGAAGGAGGGAGAUGUGUGCUUCGUGAAGACAGAUACUGCAGCUGAUCGCAUUUGUGAGUGGCGUCGAGCAAGGGUGAAGCGUCAGGAACAUGCCAAGGGUGGUUGUGUGGUGUUCUUGCUGGAUUCGGGAAUUGAUAAGUUCGUGAAGAUGAGCGACAUGGCGCAGGUGGAGGACAAGGACGCGUGGGGAGCAUGCCCAGGAGCUAUUCGGUGUCAUUUGUCAAAUGUUGAGCCCACGGCUGGAAAGACGUUGUGGCCAUCAUCGGCAAUUGAUAAAUUCAAGAAGUACUGCACAUCGAAGAAGUACGAAGGAUAUGCCGUGACGAUGAUGGGACCGUUUGUGAAUGGAUCGGUGCCAGUGGUUCUGUGGGGGCGUGUCGAGGAGGAAGAUCCGCUGCAGCCGACAAUUGUCAGGUGGAAGAAUCUGAAUGAGUCUCUGGUGAAGCAUGGCUAUGCUCAUCUUGCGCAGAAAUUUCCCAAAACUUUUGACAAUGAAUUGAUUGAGACGGAGAUGGCGAAGCGGAGUGAGGAGUUUGAGCAAUUCAUUGAGAAUCUCAAUGCAAUGACCAGGGAGAGUGUUCAGCCGGUGGUGCAGGAAAGGGAUCCGCUGCAGAAUGAAUUGUCGGCGAAGAUAACAAAUGUGUUGGAAUGGAAGCCGGCUGAACCAUGGACGGAUACCUUGUUUGUUGGUGUUUCCACGUAUGUGGACAACAAUGGAAUUAUCCAUAUGUACAAUGUCCAGAAUCGUGCAAGACUGGACACAAUGCGUUUGAUUGCAAAUCAAGUCCUGCACGAGACAUAUCCAUCGCCUGUGGAGCAAUUCUGGUCGAAGAAUCAGCCAUGCAUGGCACAAUUCAGUUUGGAUAAUCACUAUUACAGGGGAAUUGUGAGGAAAGUGGAUAAGGAGAAGUCUCAGUGUCUCGUGCAGUUCGUUGACUAUGGGAACAUUGAGGAGUGUCCAUUUAAGAUCAUGAGAAAGACUCUUCUGUUCGGCAACAUUCCAAUACAAUCCUAUAGAUUCAGGUUUGCCAAUAUUGUUCCAAUGAAGAGUGAUGAGCCGUGGCCAGUUGAGGUCCUGGACAAGAUUCAUGCCUACACGGUGGGCAAUGACUGCACUGUGACACUGAUUGGGACUCCUGAGGAGACUGGCGUCGCUGGUAGAAUCUACGAUAUGACAAGUCUCAGGCUGGGAAGUGUUGAUAUGGUGAAGUUCUUGAUUGAGAAUGAGAUGGCUAUUCCUGCUAACCAGAAGAUUGCGGUGAAGGAGAGAAAACAAUUGGAGUGCGCUGAACCAGAGGAGAAGCGAAAGAAAGAGCAGGAGAAGGAGCCGGAGAUGAAGUUGGACUCGCUCAGCAAGUAUCAAGAGUACUUCAAACAGAAGGAGCUGAAGGAGCUUCUGGAGGAUGACAAACAUUCAUCGGCGGAGUCCGAUGAGAUUGUGAGCAGCAGUGAGUCUGAAUCAUCAGGUCCGGAGGAUGAUGAUCAGAUGGAGACAGUUUCCUUUGGCGAUUUCAAUCCCGAUUACGUUUCAACUGAGAUUCCUGAACCCGCUGUGUUCACUACUCUCGUUGUGAACAGAGAUUGCGAGGGUUUCUACGGCACCACCACGGAAGUCAUUUCAGCACUGGAUCUGUACAUCUAUCCAGAUUUAGCGGGUCAUGAGAAGAUGCACAAGGACAUGGACAAGUGCCUUCAGGAUGCGGCUCCUUGUUAUCCUGCUGUAACCAAAGUGACAGCCUUGACUGUGCCUUAUCUUGUGCGCUAUGACGAGGAUAGUCGCUGGUAUCGCGGACUUGUGCUGGACGAUGGGAAUAUCGAGGAUGAGUAUUCGGUGAAAUUUGUUGACUAUCUCAACACUGAACAUGUGAAGAUCACUGAUAUAAAACCGCUGCACGAGAAUCUCCAGGUUGUUCCUUUGAGGAAUCUUCGCGUGAAACUCGCGGAUGUUAAGGUGAAUCAGCGCUACAGGAACGAUGAUGUGGAGAAGGAACUGAGGAAGCUGUUGCACAAGAAGAGGGUGUAUGUGAAGAUCGUGAAUAGAGAUCAGCCGCUCUCUGUGCAAAUUUACGGUGACAAAGAAGCCAAAGUGGUGAUUUACGAGUCACUCAUCAACAAGAAGUUCUACUUGCGCCAGCCAAAAAUUUGAAAUUAACUACUUUUUCUACACAUUUGACUUAACAACGAAUAUCCCAAAAAUGAAUUACGAAAGGGACCAAAAAACUACUGAAAUAAGACUUAAUUACCAAUUUUCUUCAUCAUUAUUUUCUACUUAUUCUAUGAAAAAACAUUAAAGAGAAAUAAACUCA